AUGUUAGGGGCUUUCAGACCUAGUUCUGUCUCUAUGGGAGGGUUGUUAUGGAAAUCACCAUUCAGAUUAUCUCCCACUAGAAAAACAAACCAUAGACAAAGACUAAAAGCCGUGGAUUCCGUCAUUUCUGCUGUGGAAGAAAGUGGGGUUCAAACUCGUUCACUUGUGAAAGCUUUAGAAUUACCAAAAGAAGGGGAGAUGAAUCCUAGAGAUAAAUACACAACAUUCACUAAACAUGUAAGAGGGUAUCGUAAAUCAGUCCAUAAGGUACCUAAAUGGACAAGGUUGACUUUACGAGAGAAUCCCACAGGAUUCUGA
Messenger RNA from Tremella mesenterica DSM 1558, 318 nucleotides. RefSeq lists its product as uncharacterized. Bases 1 to 318 code for a protein of 105 amino acids. The transcript has 4 exons. Gene Ontology annotation, cellular component: mitochondrial large ribosomal subunit. Gene Ontology annotation, molecular function: structural constituent of ribosome. The record is from RefSeq and is a predicted model, not a curated record. NCBI's taxonomy places the organism in Eukaryota, Fungi, Basidiomycota, Tremellomycetes, Tremellales, Tremellaceae.